AUGAAAAAAAUACCUCAACAAGACCAUCCUCCGGAUACGGAAGGGAGUAAUUUGCUUGCUGACAGGAUUUUUGUGUUAGAGAGAGCAAUUAAAACCUACCAAAAGGAAAACAAUAAUCUCCGUGACUAUCUUCAACAACUUGUAAAUAUAUGUAAUGGUCACCCGUUAUUGAAUAAUAAUAAUAAUAAUCCCAUCAAACCUGUAAAUAAUAAUCUGAUCAAUACCCAACCAUCAGAAAAUGAAAAUCUAUUUAUUACUAGAAAUCCAGUAAAUGUUAGAAAUCUACCAACUAGUAGAAAUUUAAUUAAUGGUGGAAAUUUCUUGACUGAGACAGUUCAAAUAUGCGAUAGUAAUCCUAAAAAUAGAACUGUCAGUUAUGCUGAUAUUACAAGAUUAGCUCCUAUUAAAGCUCAGCCAUCUAUUAAGAAAACAAUAGCAAAACAAAAAUCAACAACUAAUAAGAUGAAAAGAAAUAUGGCAACUAAUACUAGACCUAACAAACGUAAAUCUAAUUACAAUCUUAAUCAAAUAAUUAAUGUAAUUUGCUACAAAGAUGUUACUAACGAAUUUGUUGAACAAAUUACAGACCUACUCGGUGACUCUGUAAUCAUUAGAGUUAAUCGAUACUGUAAUAAUAUUAUUAAUGUAAUUUGCCCUGAUGAAACCAGUUAUAAAGAGUGUUUCAAUCAAUUAGUGCAAGGAAGUCAUGGAGGAAAAUUCAUAUUAGAAUGCUUUCCAUCUCCAGCAAUCUUUAAUCCUAAACCUUUAGCACUUUCACAUACUACUUCCAGUAAAACUACUCACCUUAAAAUGCUAGAAAAUAUUAUUAGCAAAUAUAUAUUGGAAGAUAAUAUUUCUGUUGAGGAACUCUACACUAACUAUUCUCAUAACCAAUUUAUAAUUAGAAUAUCAUUUGAGGAUCAAACUAUUUGCUCUCAAAUGGCACAAAAUCUUGGUUUAAAUCAAUAUAAAACUAUUGAACAGAUUAGAAAUGAAACCAAGGAGACAACAUCUCAAUGCUCUAUUCCAAUUAAUUAUACUAAUGAUGAAAUUAAAAAAGGAAUUAUCCAAGCAUUUACCAGAAUUAAUAAGACUCUCCAAGAAAACAAUCUUACCAUUACUGAUACAACUAACCGCUCUGGAACAACUAAAUACAAAUUAAUUAAAAUUGUACACAAUGAUAUGGAUGAAAUGAAUGAAUUUUGCAAGAAAUCUAUCUCCCUAAAGGAUAAACAAAGAAAUCAUAGUGGAAAUGGAUUUAAAUUUAAGCCAUCUAUUCAAAUAUUGGAUUCUAAAAUCCAAAGGAAAAAAAGCGCAAUAUUACAAAUAAUAAUCUCGUACCUGGAACAUUACAAUGGACACGAUUCGAAAGUCGUGGAAUUCCAAUUAACAUCUUCACAAUUUAUCUUAGUGGAAGAUAAUGAUUAUGACAAUGAGGAAGAAGCUCUUAAUAGCUUUAUUAAUGCUGCCCUCACAAUUAAAGAUGAACAUAUUAUUUUAAGUGGUGAUAUUAAUAUUGAUACAAGAAAUCCCACUAGUAAAAGAGAAAAAGACUGGCUAUGGAUACUUAAUCUACUCAGACUAACCGAAUUACAAACAUCCAAUAAUACUUGGAUAAGAAGAGUUCAAUCUAAUAUUUUUGAAUCGAAACCUGAUCAUGUCUUUGUGUCAAAAGACAUAAGAAUAGUUAAAGAAGUGCUCAUGCCUCCAUUAACCACUAAUGAUCACAUUCCUUUCUAUAUAGAUCUCGAAUUUAAAUCUAACUUAACCUGGAGACCUUACUUUAGUAAGAGUAAGAGAAAGAAAAUAUAUGAAGAAAUUAAUAAGUCUCCUAUAGAUAAUUUCAAAGAGUUAAAUCAAGCUAUCUUGACUCAAAUUAACAAAUAUGGCUCCAAAACUGAUAGAUUAGGUGUUGGUCGAAUCUCAACAGCCUAUAAAGAAGAAAUUCAAGAUUUGGAAGAAGAAAUUCUUCACAAAUUAAAUAAUGAAACUAUUUCUCAAUCAGAAAUAUCUGAAUUACAAACAUUACUGAAAGAAACUCAUAUUAAAAAUGGAAAACAUAUUAAGGAAAAAUUGAUAGAAGAAUUCAAUGAUAGAACUUCAUCUAAAAUGUAUCAAUUUGAUAGAAUGGUUCAUUCCAAAGAAAUUAAAUGGAAAGAUAUUAAUUUCGAAGAAGAGGAAAUUUUAGAAUACUUUACAAAUAAGUUUACCUCGACUAAUCAACUUCCAACAUUCAUUCCAAGUAGAUCAACUAUUAAAGAAGGACCAAAUUGGACCAACUCGAUCCAUAUAGAAGAAUUGGAAAAAGCUUUAAAACAAAAAGGUGGAUUAGGACUACCAUCUAUUGUAGAAUUUUCUGAAAGAAUGAACCUAAGAACCAUGACCUUAAUUGCUAACAGUAACAAUUUACUCGUCAAGAAAGCUUUCAAACAUGGUAUCAAGCACUGUGAGGAAACGAAAGACAAUAUUUAUUCGAAAUGGCUACUAGUACUAAAAGAAUACAACCUCACACUUAAGAAAAAUGAAAUGAAAUUCAAGUUGAAAAAAAUCAAAACAGGAAAUAAUUUUGAUAUUCACACUGACGGAUCAAGACUCGAAUCAAAGACUGGAAUGGGGAUUAAUAUCUAUGAUUGCUCCAAUAUGAACACUCCAGUUAGAUCUUUAUCCCUCCAUAUUAAUGAUCAAUAUUCAAAUAAUGUAGCUGAAAUAUGCUCUAUUAUUACAGCAGCUAAAGUUAUCCCAAGAGACUCCAAGAUUAAAAUCCAUACUGAUAGUAAUGUGGCAAUUGAAGUUCUCAAAGAACGAUAUAAGGGAAACUUUCUACCACUAAAAAAAGCCUUCUUUAAAACCAUUAAGGAUAGAAAACUUGAAUAUGAAUUCAAGAAAGUUGAAGCUCAUAAGGAUAAGGAAAAUAUCAAAGUUGAUUUAUUGGCAAAGAAUGCAACUCUGAAACCUAAAAUCUUUGAUAUCCGUAAACUACUCUUUAAUCAAUAUAUCCUCACAAAGAACGAUAUUAUAAUCUUUGACUAUAAGAGGUUAACUACCUCACAACAUUUAAGGCUAAUGCUUGACAAGAUAGAGAGUCACCCCAAUCACAUACCUAACCUAGAUUGGAACUCUAUCAACGUCAGCUACCUUAAAUCCCAUUUGUCUCCUAAAUCUAAAUAUUAUAUUUGGAGAAACUCUUCAAAUGCCCACAUCAAUUUUGGUGAGGGUAAAAGUUUCUGUCAUGAUUGUAACACAGAAUCUGACCUUAAUCACUAUAUUCAUGAAUGCCCUGCUCUGGAUAGUGCCAGAUACUUUUGCUUGUCAAAAAUAUCUGAUAUUCUUGAUCAGAGAGAGUGUAAACUCACUCAUAUUCAAUUCAGACCAGAAAAGCAUCACCAUGUACUCUUCUUCCACCAUUCUGGAACCACAUUCUUCGAAGAUGGAUACGUACAACAAUACCCAGACAUUGCAGAGAAAUGGCCUGAGAUCCAGGGAGCCAUUUCUAACUUUGUCGGCCGCUCCUAUAGAUAUUAUUAUAUUGACUCAAUGUAA
Molecule: messenger RNA, 3540 nt
Organism: Naegleria gruberi
Lineage: Eukaryota; Heterolobosea; Eutetramitea; Acrasida; Naegleriidae
Exons: 3
Coding region: 1-3540 (1179 amino acids)
Molecular function (GO): nucleic acid binding; RNA-DNA hybrid ribonuclease activity
Source: RefSeq, a predicted model, not a curated record